AUGCCUUCUACCGUCGAAGAAGACAUCAAUAUUGAUGACAUUGACUUCUCGGACCUAGAAUCCAAGUAUGCUGUCCAGGAGUCGGACAAUAUCCUGGCGAACUAUGUCGUCGUGGACGGUGCUCCGAUUGCGCCUGAGGCCAAGGCCGAGAUGCUGAAAAAAGUGCUGAACAAGCUUUUUUCAACUAUUGGAAAGGUCAAAGACAUGCACAUGCCUGUUGCAGAUGGAAAGACCAAGGGUUUUCUGUUUGUGGAGUAUUUCAAGCCUGAAUUUGCCGAUGCUGCUGUGAAGCAGCUUAACGGUAAGAAGCUGGAUGUCAAGCACAGGCUCUUGGUCAACAAGUUGUCUGAUAUCGAAAAGUAUGCCGUUGAGGGCCAUGUCACCGAUGAGUUCCAAGAACCAGAGAUCCCUCCUUUCAAGGAGACUGGAUACCUGAGAAGUUGGUUGCAAGACCCUACUGGUCGUGAUCAAUUUACUCUGCAAAUGAACGAUGUUGUUGGUGUAUACUGGAACAAGGCAAGACAGCCCCCAGAAGCUUGUGUUGAGCCCAGAGCUCACUGGACAAGUGCAUUUGUCAAGUAUUCCCCCAAGGGAAGCUUCCUCUUCAGUAUUCACCCUCAAGGUGUCCAGGCUUGGGGUGGUCCAGACUACGCAAGAAUGAAGAGAUUCGCUCAUCCUGACGUGAGAUUGAUUGAUUUCUCUGCGGACGGAAAGUUUUUAGUGUCUCUAUCUCCAUCUCCUAUAGUUCUUCCUCCUGAAGAUAGUCCCGCCAGAGCUUCGUGUCCAUUUGGACCUGAAAGCGAGGGCCACAAACUUGUUAUCUGGGACUUGGCCACAGGUCUUCCUGCCAGAACCUUCCCCUUGCCACCACAGUUGGAGAAAGAGAAGAAGAUGAUUUGGCCUCUGGUGAAAUGGUCCUACGACGACAAGUACUGUGCCAGAAUUGGGCCAGACGCUUUGGCCGUCUACGAAACCGAGACUUUCCAGCUUGUCGACAAGAAGAUCAUCAAGAUUGAAGGUAUUAUGGACUUUGAGUGGGCUCCAGCCGGUGUCUACUUGGCCAACUCCAAGAAAAACGAACCUGGUGAACACUUGCUAACCUACUGGACUCCAGAGAUUAACUCCAAUCAGACCGCCAGGGUUGCGGUUAUGCAAAUCCCUUCCAAGGAAGUGCUCAGAACUGUGAACUUGUUCCAGGUGUCCGAUUGUAAGCUCCACUGGCAAGACCAGGGUAAGUUCCUGUGUGUGAAGGUUGACCGUCACACCAAGUCCAAGAAGACUGUGUUCACCAAUCUGGAAUUCUUCCAACUCGAAGAGAAGGGAAUCCCUGUUGAGAAGCUCGAGCUUAAGGAUGUUGUGGUUAACUUCGCCUGGGAACCAAAGGGAGAGAGAUUCGUUGUUAUAUGCACCGUUGACAUGCCAAACGUGAGUGCAGCCGUUCCAAGAAAUGUUGUUGCUUUCUACGGUCCAGAGAUCCAAAAGGGUAAGAUCAAUCCUCAGAAGAAAUGGACCGAGUUCAAGUCCUUUGAUAAGAAGCGCAGCAACACCAUUUUGUGGUCGCCAAAGGGUAGAUUCGUUGCUGUGGCCACCGUCCUGGGUGCCCAAAGCAGCAACUCUGAGAUCGAGUUCUUUGACGCUGACUACGACGGCGAUAAGAAGGACCAGGAUGCCAAGAUCAAUGUGAACGCUAACCUCAAACUGGUGGCUCAGCACGAGUAUGCUGGCUUGACCGAUCUUGCCUGGGAUCCUUCCGGAAGAUACUUGGCUGCCUGGUCGUCUGCCUGGAGACACAAGAUUGAGAACGGAUACAGAUUGUACGAUCUGGCCGGACAUCUCCUGAGAGAAGACCUGAUUGACAACUUCAAGGCGUUUGAGUGGAGGCCAAGACCAGCCUCUCUGCUGACUGCUGCCGACAGAAAGAAGGUGAGAAAGAACCUGAAAGAGUACUCUGCCCAAUUCGACGAGCUCGAUGCCAUGGAGGCCGACACUGCUCUCAGAGAGUUGAUCCUGCUGCGUCGUAGACUUCUUAAGGAAUGGACAUCCUGGAGACAGACUGUUGUCGAGAAAUUGGCUGAACUUGGCUUGGACCAGAAGGAAGAGACCGACAACGAGGAGAUCAUCGAAGAGAUCAAGGAGGAGAUUCUGGAGGAGACCGAGGAAGUCAUUGAAUAG
Kuraishia capsulata CBS 1993 is the source of this 2172-nucleotide messenger RNA. RefSeq lists its product as uncharacterized. Lineage: Eukaryota; Fungi; Ascomycota; Pichiomycetes; Pichiales; Pichiaceae. The coding region runs from base 1 to 2172 and encodes 723 amino acids. Gene Ontology annotation, cellular component: eukaryotic translation initiation factor 3 complex. Gene Ontology annotation, biological process: translational initiation. Gene Ontology annotation, molecular function: translation initiation factor activity; RNA binding; translation initiation factor binding. The transcript has a single exon. The record is from RefSeq and is a predicted model, not a curated record.